AUGUGGGCCUCCCUGGGGAGACUAGAGGGCAUCCUGUACCUGUCUUCAGCUUUAUCAGUGAUGGUGCAGAUCAACCCUGGCCUCCCACUCAGAAUUAAUCAGACUCACCUGCUACCCUCCUCCCUGAAGAAUCGCAGAGUGGGUCUGAAAGUUGAAGGCUCAAACUUCACACUUGAAGGCUUCCCAUUCCUGAUCUUAGCAGGUACUAUGCACUAUUUCCGGGUGCCCAGGAAAUACUGGAGAGACCGCUUGAAGAAAUUAAAGGCCUGUGGCUUCAAUACCCUCACCACGCAUGUUCCCUGGAACCUCCAUGAACCAAUCAAAGGACAAUAUGUUUUCACUGGAAACCUGGAUUUUGAGGCUUUUAUUUCCAUAGCCUCACAGCUGGAUCUCUGGGUCAUUAUUUGUCCAGGUCCCUACAUCGGUAGUGACUUAGACCUUGGAGGUUUGCCCAGCUGGUUACUCAGGGAUCCAAAAAUGAAGCUGAGAACAACUUACCAGGGCUUUACUAAGGCAAUGAAUCGCUAUUUCGAUCAACUGAUUCCCAGGAUAGAAAAACUCCAGUAUCACCAUAAAGGUUCCAUCAUUGCUGUGCAGGUCGAAAAUGAAUAUGGUGCAUACAAUCUGGAUAAAAAAUACAUGCCAUAUGUUAAAAACGCCCUGGUGAAAAGGAAGAUCCAAGUGAUGCUCAUGACUGCAGAUAAUGGAUUAGAAUUGACAAAAGGCCACUUGGAACAUGAGCUGGUCACGGUCCACAUGAGGAAUAUACAGAGAGCAACUUACCAAGACCUCAUAUCAAUGCAGGGUCCUAGCCCUAUACUGAUGACAGUAUACACAGCAAGCUCUGUUGACACAUGGGGAGACAUCCGCCAAACUGCGAAUCCACAAGUGUUGAUGAAGGAUGUCCGUGAAAUGUUCAAUCUUAAGUUCUCCCUCAACUUCUAUAUGUUCCAUGGUGGCACCAACUUUGGCUUCAUGGGUGGAGCAAAGAUUCUGGACAACUACUGCCCUGCAGUCACCAGUUAUGACUAUGGGGCUCUGCUGAGGGAUGACGGAGAGUACACACCCGAGUAUACCGUGUAUAAAGAGUUUUUUAGCUCUGUUAUAGUGUUUCCCAACGCCCCCGAACCAGAACGUAUCCGGAAGAUGGUGUAUAAGUCAGUGAAAACAUUAUACUUCAUGACACUAUGGGAAAUCCUGCCCUAUCUGGACCAGCCAAUCAAGUCGAUCAAGCCAGUCUCCAUGGAGAAUCUGCCUGUGAACCAAGACAGUGGCCAGGCCUUUGGGUACACACUUUAUGAGACUACCAUCUUCUCUGGUCAUGUCCUCUACUCAAGAGGCCAUGUUCAAGAUCGGGGCCAGGUGUUUCUGAAUGAGAGAUCUAUUGGAGUCCUGGAUCAUUUGACUGAUCAGCUGCCUAUUACAAGACAGGAUUAUCAGGACAGCCACCUUCUGAGGAUCCUAGUGGAAAAUCAAGGCCGACUUGCCUCUGGGAAGAAUAUCAAUACGGAGAGAAAAGGUUUAACUGGGGAUAUCUAUCUGGACAAUUCUCCAUUAAGAAAGUUUACAAUCUACAACCUGGAGAUGAGAAGUAGACUCCUGCAAAGGAAACUGCCCUCAUUGUGGAAACCAGCCACAAAAGAAGUGAAGGGGCCUGCCUUCUUCCUUGGAAUGUUGAGAGUUGGUGAUAACCCCAAAGACACCUUUAUUAAGCUGGAGGGCUGGAAUAAAGGAGUCGUAUUCAUCAAUGGACAAAACCUAGGACGCUACUGGGAUUUAGGUCCCCAGGAAACCCUUUACCUUCCAGGACCCUGGCUUCGUCCUGGAAAAAACGAGAUCAUCGUGUUUGAGGAAUCGGAACCUGGCAUGCAGAUCCAGUUUGAGAGAGCACCCCAGCUGGGAUAUUGAGUCUUGAGUGCUGUGACAAGAAGCAGGAAACUGAGUCACAUCAGCAGUGCUGCCAUGCAUAGCCUGGUGG
Messenger RNA from Lepus europaeus (European hare), 1978 nucleotides. Its product is annotated as beta-galactosidase-1-like protein 2. The record is from RefSeq and is a predicted model, not a curated record. Bases 1 to 1908 code for a protein of 635 amino acids. Gene Ontology annotation, molecular function: beta-galactosidase activity. The transcript is spliced from 20 exons. Gene Ontology annotation, biological process: carbohydrate metabolic process. Gene Ontology annotation, cellular component: vacuole. NCBI's taxonomy places the organism in Eukaryota, Metazoa, Chordata, Mammalia, Lagomorpha, Leporidae.